Molecule: messenger RNA, 3352 nt
Organism: Microbotryum saponariae
Lineage: Eukaryota; Fungi; Basidiomycota; Microbotryomycetes; Microbotryales; Microbotryaceae
Source: the annotation of a GenBank genome assembly
AUGAUUUCGCUCAACUUGCUCGCAGCUGUUCUCUCGCUCGCGUCGGCCAUUGUAUCGACCUCUGGGGCCGCAGAAACAAGAAGAGCCCUUCCAGGCCGUUUCAUCAUCUCUGUUGGUGGCUCGAGCAAUACCCUCAACGAACGUGCCGAUGUGGUCAGUUUUCCCAUGGUACCAGUCUUAGUCUGCGCCAACCACCCUCAGCGCGCAGACCUCGGCGCAUCUCGUCGAAACCCUGCGUACAACCGUUUUGGUGAAGACGAUUCAAAUCACGAGCUGACCACCAUUCUUGUCAAAUGACAACGUGUCUUUUGCAAUCCACAGACCGUAUCGAGCGUUCUUGACCGGAUCAGUGCGCGAGGCAUCGAUGUGACGACGCAGCGGACGUUCCUUUCCCCAGGAAUUUUCACCGGGGCCAGUAUCUCUGUUCCGUUCGGGACGACGGAGGCGGAUCUGAUGACCAUCCCUGGUGUGACGGUGAGCCGACAGAGGCUACGGAUGGAACUCAUUUGCUCGAUGUUGCUGAUCUCUGUUCGUAAUGUUCGCGAUCCGCCAGGACGUAUGGCCUGUCCGGAGCAUCCCCCACCCCGACAACGACGUCCAGACGAUCGGUACCUCCUUUUCCGCCUCGGACUCCGAUUCCACCAAUGCGUCAGUGAUCUCGCGACGGGACCUCUUGCCCCGCAGCGAUAACGAGUACAAGAACGAUCAGUUUGCGCCUCACCGCAUGACGGGCGUUGACAAGAUGCACGCCAAGGGAUUCCUCGGUGCUGGCAUGAGGGUCGCCAUUAUUGACACCGGUGUGGAUUACAAGCAUCCCGUGCUGGGCGGGUGCUUUGGAAAAGGUUGCAAGAUUGCUUUCGGGUAUGCUUACUACGAUGAUAAGAGCAACACGCCGAAGAGCGGCCCGGACCCGUACACGAGCUGCUCCAUUCAUGGUACUCACAGUCAGUCUUCAUCACCAAGCCAUGGUCGCACCUGAUGAGCAUCCGACUCAAAUCGUUUGAGGCUUUCGUAUUCGCAGUCACCGGUAUCAUUGGUGCCAACGCGAACAAGUACGGAUUCUCAGGUGUCGUCCCCAAGGCCACUCUUGGCAUGUACCGCGUCUUCAGUUGCUCGGCCGAGACGACCGACGACAUCCUCAUCGACGCCUUGCUCCGAGCCGCCAAGGACAAAGCCGACGUGAUCAGCAUGAGCAUCGCGAACCUCGCCAGCUGGCUCGACGCCACGCACAUCCAAGCGGUUGUAGAGAGCCUCAAUAAGCAGGGGAUUUACACAGUCUUCUCGAUUGGAGCUCAUCAAGCUGAAGGCAUGUUCUUCGCCUCGGCGCCUGCGGCCACCCGCUCCGGGGUCGCGGUCGCGUCGGUGCAAUCCAUCGCUUUGCCGGGUUACGACAUGAUUUUCAAGUCGGGAGGCUAUCCGCCCCUUCCCUACCUCUCGGCGACGCCUCUGGAUACGAAAGAGACGCUCUCGGUCUACUUUACUUCGGACAAGGCCGAUACCGGCAAUGACGCCUGUGACCCCUUGCCUUCGUCCACACCUAAUCUCCGCAACCGACUGGUUGUCAUCCAGCGAAGUGAUUGCUACUCCGGUCAACAGAUCGAUAAUGCCAAGGCCAAGGGUGCCCGAUUCGUCGUCCUCUACAACCAACGCUUCGGCGACAAGCCUCUUGCCAGGGCCUACGUCCAAGGCUCGAUUCCGACGGUGAACAUGCGUCGAGAGGACGGCAUCAAGCUGCUCAAAUACUACAAUGCGCAAAAGAAGCAGGGGCCCAAAGUCGCGUUCUCCGCGAACAGCAAACCCAAUUUCAACAUCCUCGAUACCGAAACCGGAGGUCAGAUCAGUUACUUCAGCACCUUUGGGCCGACGAACGACUUGUUCGGCCAACCCAGUUUCGCUGCCCCGGGAAACAAUAUCAUCAGUACGAUUCCGCUUUCCUUGGGAGGGUACGCCGUCUUGGGCGGCACCGAUAUGGCCGCUCCUUUCGCCGCGGGCUCGGCUGCAUUGAUUCUUGCCGCUCGCAAAUCCGAGAAGUUCGGGCCGAUCGAGCUGCGCCAACUCUUCUCGUCGACGGCUAAACAAGUGCCCGUCAAGCGUCUCACAACGAGCCCUUUAGAGACAACGAUGCUUCAAGGUGCAGGACUGAUCCAAGUCGAUCGAGCGUACGGCGCCAAGUCGUUCGUCUCGCCGAACCAGUUGUACCUCAACGACACGGAACAUUUCGCAGGGACACAGAUCAUCAAGAUUACGAACAAGAAUUCCAAGGCCGUCACGUACCGUUAUUCUGACCUGGGAGCUCAGACUCGAGCGACGUACGACAAAUCGGGGGCGUACAACCCCUCGCUCAAACCUCCUGUGUUGUCCCGCUCUGCGUCAGCCUCAUUCCGCCCCGGUCGCAUCACGGUGCAAGCUGGCAAGACUUCUACUUUCCAAAUUAAAUUCACACGCCCUCAAAUUUCGUCCGGUCAAGUCGCCCUCUUCCCUCUCUACAGCGGCUUCAUCGAGAUCCAAGCCGACGACCAGCACAAGCAGACGUUCCAUGUCCCUUACUUUGGUAUGGCCAACAACAUGAGAGACAUGCGCAUCCUUGAUCAGACGACGACGUAUGCGCAGGUGUACAAGGAUGGUCUGAGGUUCCCUUUCGUUUCGGAUGUGAAAAGGACUAGUGCAUCGAUCCAAACGAGCGCUACGGCGGUCAAGAGUUACAACACGAGCUCGGGCGUUCAAUUGACCUUCCGCUUGUCUCGUGAGUGGUCCUCACAUCGAUCAUUUGUGACGAAGAGAUUUCUGACCAACUUCUCUUGGCCUUGACCCCGGUGCACAGAGGCGACCCGUGCUUAUAACGUGGAUCUCGUCUUCGCCAACACGACGUUCAAGCCCACAAUCUCGCCCGGAGACAAUGCAGGACUGAAACGCCGCUCCGAAGAGGACGACAUCCCCACUCUCGAGAACUUCGAAUCCACCGAUCUCGCCGAUCUGAGCCCCUCCAUCCUCAUGUCCCGCGCAGCGCAAACCUACGCCUCCGUGUCGACCCUAGGCCACAUCCAAGGUCUCAUCAACCAAGCGAGGAAUUACGCCGUCGAUGGCUUCACAUCUAGUCGUUUCACGGCUGUGCAUGUUGAUUUCAAGGGGUCCUACGAGACGGCUAAGAAGGGGGUCAAUGCCUCGGUUGUGGUUGGGACGCCGUAUCGGUUCUUGCUGCGGUCAGUCAUCUCGCUCUUUGAUAUUGUCAUGCUUCCGUCACCAACUGAAAAAACAUGGGUCGCUCCACAGUGCCGCACGAACAACCGCCGAUUCGAAGCUCGAUUCUAGUUGGGAGAGUUGGCUCAGCCCACCUUUCAAAUUCGAUGCCUGA